Molecule: messenger RNA, 8640 nt
Organism: Cyclopterus lumpus (lumpfish)
Lineage: Eukaryota; Metazoa; Chordata; Actinopteri; Perciformes; Cyclopteridae
Gene: scrib
Product: scribble planar cell polarity protein
Exons: 46
Coding region: 903-6893 (1996 amino acids)
Biological process (GO): neurotransmitter receptor transport postsynaptic membrane to endosome; neurotransmitter receptor transport, endosome to postsynaptic membrane
Cellular component (GO): adherens junction; postsynaptic membrane; postsynaptic density
Molecular function (GO): protein binding
Source: RefSeq, a predicted model, not a curated record
ACCGACAACCCGGCCUGUCUCCGCUCACCAAGGGGAGGGAUGCGCGGCUGUUGCUGAACCUCCUGCUAUCGCUGCUGGCAUUUUUUUUUUUUUUUUUUAAACCUCCGUCGCAUUAAAACAACAGUCACCGCUGAUGUUUCCAUUACACACGUUUGGCCGGUUAAGAAAGCGUCCUACGUAACGUCCGUUGGACUAACGUUAGUUAGCUAACAGCAGUUAGGCACAAAGGCGGUGUUAGCUAAUAGUAACUAGCCUGCUAACAACACAGCCGGUGCGGACGAGCACAUCCUUGCGCAGCCAUACUCGGGUUAAUCUCUGCUGACUCGCUCCGUGGGUUUACGUGAGCUGCCUCGCGGUAGUUAUUCACCUGUAACCCAAGUCAAGUGGUUGUUUUGACGGUCACCACUCAUGACUCGUCUAAUUGAAGCACCGUUAAUGCAGAGUUGGACAGUUGGGUGCUUGUUUUUUCCCCAGUUAGCCACGGCAGAGCCUCGGUCUCGCACAGGGAUGUGGCGGUGAGAAAAACAAGCUAACCGUCUCUGUGAAGAAGUGAGGAAACACUUCGAGCCAGGCGGGAGUUCUCUUUUUUUAAUUGUUUUAUGUUAAUUGUAAUUCCGGGGUGGAUGACGCCAGGACGAAGCUGACGAUCACCGAACACCGCCGAACUGAAACUGGGAAUAUCGCGAACAGGUCGAAAAGGAUAAUUUUUGUGUGUGUGUGUCUCUUAAGUGGAUUUUUUUCGGCCUCCCUUUCACAGGAUCGUCGUGGGAACACAGUGAGUUAUAUUUGUUGACAUUGAGUGGAGCCCCAACCAAAAAUAUCAUAUCUCCCGCCGACCUUCACCCUCCGAUGCGGGGUUUUCAGUAGCACCGGCAACCCAAAUCCCCCCACGGCGGCCGGACAUGCUGAAGUGUAUCCCCCUGUGGCGGUGCAACCGCCACGUCGAGUCGGUGGACAAGCGACAUUGCAACUUGCAGACAGUCCCCGAUGAGGUAUUCCGCUACAGCCGCAGCUUGGAGGAGCUUCUCCUCGAUGCCAACCAACUCAAAGAGCUGCCAAAGCCUUUCUUCAGACUACUGAACCUACGGAAGCUCGGCCUCAGUGACAAUGAGAUCCAGAGGCUCCCUCCUGAGGUGGCCAACUUCAUGCAGCUGGUGGAGCUCGACAUUUCCAGAAAUGAAAUUCCCGAAAUCCCAGAGAGCAUUAAGUUUUGCAAGGCCUUGGAGAUCGCAGACUUCAGUGGAAACCCACUGUCCAGAUUGCCGGAUGGCUUCACUCAGCUCCGAGCGUUGGCUCACUUGGCACUCAACGACGUGUCAUUGCAGGCGUUGCCCAACGACAUUGGAAAUCUGGCCAACCUGGUGACGUUAGAGCUCAGGGAGAACCUGCUGAAGUCUCUGCCAACGUCGCUCUCUUUCCUGGUGAAACUGGAACAGCUGGACCUGGGCAGCAAUGAACUGGAAGUUUUGCCGGACACCCUCGGUGCUCUCCCCAACCUGAGGGAGCUAUGGCUGGACCGUAACCAGUUGUCCUCAUUACCACCAGAGCUGGGAAACCUCCGGAAACUGGUGUGUCUGGAUGUGUCUGAGAAUCGUCUGGAGGAGCUUCCCUCAGAGCUCAACGGCCUCCUGGCUCUCACCGACCUGCUGCUCACGCAAAACCUGCUGGAGGUCAUCCCAGACAGCAUAGGCUCUCUGAAACAGCUGUCCAUCUUGAAGGUGGACCAGAAUAGACUGACCGACCUGACUGAUUCAAUAGGCGAGUGUGAAAACCUCACAGAACUCGUCUUGACUGAGAACCUUUUACAGUCACUUCCUCGCUCGCUGGGCAAGCUGAAGAAGCUGACCAACCUGAAUGUAGACCGCAACCGUUUGGGCGGCGUGCCCAAAGAGCUGGGCGGCUGUGCCAGCCUCAACGUUCUCUCACUGAGAGACAAUCACCUGGGCAAACUGCCCGCGGAGCUUGCAGAUGCCACUGAGCUGCAUGUGCUCGAUGUGGCCGGAAACAGAUUACAAAACCUGCCUUUUGCCCUCACAAACCUCAACCUAAAGGCCAUGUGGCUUGCAGAGAACCAGUCGCAGCCAAUGCUCAAGUUCCAGACAGAGGAUGAUGAGAGCACAGGGGAGAAGGUGCUGACCUGCUAUUUACUGCCCCAGCAGCCUUCUCCAAGCCUUGAGAACUUGCUGCAAAACAGUGUGGAUGACAGUUGGACGGACAGCAACCUGAACCGAGUGUCAGUCAUUCAAUUCCAGGAAGAGACCAAGGCCGAGGAGGAAGAUGACGAGGCUGCUGCGGAGCGCAGAGGCCUUCAGCGCAGAGCCACUCCACACCCUAAUGAGCUGAAGGUGAUGAAGAAGGUGAUUGAGGAGAGGAGGAAUGAAGCUUACACAUCCAGACCUGAUGGAGAAGAAGAGUCCCCUGAUCAACAGGAGAAACGGCUCAGUGACCUCUCCAAUCAGAGCCAUAACUCCCAGGUGUCCAACAGCACACUGUCGGCCACUUCCCACGAGGACAGACGAAAUGUGACUGCAGCCUCGCAGAGGGAGGACCUUGUAGACGGCCACUACCCUCAGGAUGAAGAAGAGCUGGAUGAGAUGGAGGUGGAAUACAUUGAGCCCUCUGUGCACUUUGCAGAGGAGCCCAUGAUCCGUGGUUUGGAUGAGGACGACGAUGAGGUCGGGGUGGAUGGCGAGAGGAGUGACGAGGAAGAGAGGCCGGCUAUCCCUGCGGAGAAGCAGCGUCUGAUCAGAAAAGACACGCCGCACUACAAGAAGCACUUCAAGAUCAACAAGCUGCCCAAACCAGAGGCCGUGGCUGCGCUGCUGCAGGGCUUCAAUCCCGACGGCAUGAACUCUCCGACACAGGUUGCUCGGGACCAGCAGGACGAAGAGGAAGAGGAAGAGCACAUUUUAUGCAACCCUCAACACCAUCUUAGAAUGGAGGAGCUCGAAGACAGCCGGCUCCAGGUCAACUCCAGCCAAGUAAAGGGGGUGUCAUUUGAUCAAGUCAAUAAUCUGCUGAUUGAACCUGCUCGAAUUGAGGAGGAAGAGCACUCCCUGACCAUCAUGCGACAAACUGGCGGCCUGGGAAUCAGCAUUGCUGGAGGGAAAGGAUCCACACCUUACAAGGGGGAUGAUGAGGGAAUCUUCAUCUCCAGAGUAUCUGAAGAAGGUCCUGCAGCCAGAGCAGGUGUGAAAGUGGGAGACAAACUCCUGGAGGUGAAUGCAGUGGACCUCCACGAAGCAGAACAUCACACAGCGGUUGAAGCUCUUCGUAGCUCCGGUGCCACAGUUUCCAUGUCGGUGCUGCGGGAGCGAAUGGUGGAGCCGGAGAACGCCAUCACGACCACGCCGCUGAGGCCAGAGGACGACUACUUCCCGCGGGAGAGACGGAGCAGCGGCAUCGCCUUCAACAUGGAGGCGGCUCCCAGCGAGCCUCACCAGCGGUUCUCCACCUGCCUGAUCCGAAACGACAAGGGCCUUGGAUUCAGCAUCGCCGGGGGCAAAGGCUCCACGGCCUACCGCACAGCAGACACGGGAAUCUACAUCUCUCGGAUUGCAGAAGGGGGAGCGGCACACAGAGACAGCACACUGCACGUAGGCGACAGGGUGAUCUCUAUCAAUGGUGUAGACAUGACAGAGGCCAGGCAUGACCAGGCAGUAGCGCUCCUUACCGGCACCUCACCCACCAUCUCCCUCCUGGUGGAGCGAGACCCGAAUGCACCAGGGGGCUCUCCAGGUCAAUCCCGGGCGCGAGCCCACUCCCCUCCACCCCCAGAGCCCUCAGAUUCACCGGACCAGGAGGAGGACGGUCUCGGCCUUCAUGGGAACAACCUGAGUCGGAUGGAGGACGAGUAUCCCAUCGAGGAAGUAACCCUGCUGAAGUCUGGUGGCCCUCUAGGCCUCAGCAUCGUGGGAGGCAGUGAUCACGCCAGUCACCCGUUCGGCAUCAAUGAGCCUGGCGUGUUCAUCUCAAAGGUGAUUCCUCACGGUCUGGCAUGUGAAAGCGGACUGCGUGUCGGCGACCGCAUUUUAGAAGUGAACGCCAUCGACCUGCGCCACGCUACGCACCAGGAAGCUGUGCGAGCGCUGCUGGCCAACAAGCAGGAGAUCCGUAUGUUAGUGCGGCGGGACCCGUCGCCUCCUGGGAUGCAGGAAAUUGUGAUCCAGAAGCAGCCAGGGGAGAAGCUUGGUAUCAGUAUUCGUGGAGGGGCCAAGGGUCACGCAGGAAACCCCUUUGACCCCACAGACGAGGGCAUCUUCAUCUCUAAGGUGAGCUCGAGCGGUGCAGCAGCCAGAGACAGCCGCCUGCAGGUUGGCAUGCGUAUCCUGGAGGUGAACAACCACAGCCUGCUGGGGAUGACGCACACAGAGGCCGUGCGAGUGCUUCGAGCUGUCGGAGACUCUCUGGUCAUGCUGAUGUGUGACGGCUUCGACCCACAAAAAAUGGCUGCCGUGGAGGCGUCUCCCGGCAUCAUCGCCAACCCAUUUGCUUCAGGCAUCGUCCGUAAGAACAGUCUGGAAAGCAUCUCUUCUAUCGACCGAGACCUGAGCCCAGAGGAGAUGGAAAUCAUGCAGAAGGAGUCUGAGAUGGUGAGAGAGACAUCGCAGUGGGAGCGAGAAGAGAUGGAGAAAGUGGAGCGUAUGCGUUUGGAGCGCGAGGAGGCAACUCGCCUGCUAGAAGAGGAGACUGAGAACAUUGGAACUGGACCUUUAAAACUUGACUAUAAAACCCUGGCGGCUCUGCCCACCACCAGUCUGCAGAAGCUUAACCGGUUCUCUACCUCUGAAAGUCUGACUGCUCCCAUGGAGGCCCCCCUGCAGGCCCAGUACGGAGCCCCUUUAGAGCCUCUGGGCUUCGACUUAGUCCACCCCACAAAACCCCUCGACCACACGGACCCCGAGUCCUGCCCCGGUCUGAACGCAGAGCACGAUUACCUCCACGGCUCCCAGUUCUCCCCAAAUGGGACCUCCAUUGCUGACAGUGUCGGCUCGUCAACAACCAUUAAUUCAUUGGCACCCGAAGAAGAGGAAAACCUGGUGGACUCUCAGCCCAUCUGCUUCAAAGAGAACCCGUUCUUGGUGGCCAAUCGCAAAGGAAAGGGUCGCCCACCUGGACAGCAGAUCCUGUCGGGGCCUCCUGUGGGCUACGGGAAGCCGGGCCAGCUGCAGCCCUGGUUGUUCAACAAGGCACCUCCUUCUGAUUUUACCCGGACUGAGAGCCCAAUCAGAGAAGCACCCUACUCUCCCACGAUCCAACCGCACAGCAACCACUCCUCCAACAGCUCCCUGUAUGCAGGCAGGGAGACCCGCUUCGCAAACCUUCAUUACACCUCCACUCCUACCGCCAACACUGACUUCACUUCUUCAUCAACUCGACCGGGUGCCAUCCAGCCCGUCGGGCGCGUGCGGCAGAGUACCUCCCCCGCCACGCCGGACGGCCACAGUCCUAACCCAUUCCAGCAUGGCCCCUCCCCCUUCGACUCUCAGACCCCUCCUCGCGCCCCCUCCCCCACCUCGCCUGACGAGUUCCCCCUGAAUGUCAAGCAGGCGUACAAGGCGUUUGCCGCCGUGCCUCGCUCACUGGCCGUGCUGGAGCCGCCGCAGGACCUGUAUGGCGUGAGGAACAAUUUCCACCCACAGCAACCUUCUCCAGAGAGUCCAUCUCCUGGUGGUAAGUACAGCCCAGAGCAGCGCUCCUUCAGGGACAGGCAGAAGUACUUUGAGAUUGACGUGAAGCAGCAGACGCCAGAGAAACCAAAACCUCGUGUGUCUCUCGUUGGAGAAGAUGACCUCAAGAAAAUGAGGGAGGAAGAAGAGAGGAAGUUCGAGCAGCGGGCGCGGGAGUACCUGCUGGAUGAGGACGAGGAGGAUGAGGAAGAGGACCUGGCUAAGCAGGUGGCACAGAUGAAGGCAACUGGCAAAGUGUUGCUGGAUGGAGUGGAGUACAACGUGGAGCCGGUAACUACCCCGUCGCAGCACUGCGCCACGCCGCCGAGCUACUGCGGCAGCUCCGGGCCUUCCUCUGUUGACGGGAAGGGGGAGUCUCAGAGGAAUUCCCUGGAGGACAGCUUGAGGCAGGAGCAGAGGCCCAGCUCCAUGACUGGUCUGAUCCCGGCGUACACCGGAGACUCGGCGACUCCCAUCCGCACAGCCAAAGCAGAGCGCCGACAUCAAGAGCGACUCCGUAUGCAGAGCCCCGAGCUGGCUGUGGCCCCCGACAAGGACCUGUCCCCUGCGGAGAAACGAGCUCUGGAGGCCGACAAGAGAGCCAUGUGGAGGGCAGCACGGCCCUGUGGCCUAGAGGAGGAUGUUAGGCAGUAUGAGCAGGACCUGGCUAAGAGGCUCUACCAGGCCAGAGUGAGGGCAUCUCAGGGCACGGCCGAGUCCCCCCAGCCCCCCACCUCUUCCUCUACCUCCUCCUCCUCUGCAGCAGCCUCCCAGCUCAGAAUGAAGUCUCUCGAGCAAGAUGCACUGAAAGCACAGAUGGUCAUCGCCAAGUCUCGCGACGGAAAGAAGCGCGGCACGCUGGACCAGCUGACGGAGUCGCCGUCGCCCGCCCCCACGCCCUCUCCCACGCCCAUGGAAGAGCUCAGUCCUCGAGGAGUGACCUCUCCAGGACGGCUGUCCCUGUCGUCAAAGAAGUUUGACUACCGACAGUUUGCUGCCAUUCCUUCUUCCAAACCCGUAUACGACAUCCAGACCCCAGAAGCUGUGGAUGACCUGCAGUUCAUCGACGACGGCUCCAGCAACCCAGUGCCCGAUGCAAGCCCUGAGGUCGAGGUGCCCACCCCACUGCCCGCCACCUCCGCUCUGGAGGAGAUGGCCCUGUACAGCAACAAGCGCAAACUGAGGCAGGGCCGCCGCAGCCUGGAGACCGCCGUGCCCACGUAACACCUCUCACCGAGGGGAGGACGCCGAAGACACAGUGUGAACACACACAUUUAGAUUCACUGUGGAACACUGGUGCAUCCACAGGAGGUGCAGAGUCACCAAACACUACACGGUGUCAGUAGAGCGAGAUUUACUCUCCCAUAUAUAACCACUGCAGAGACGAUGACGCCGAUAGUCACCACACACUCACUUAUAUCCCGCGUGCCAGUCUUGCCUAAACAGUCUGUGGAUGAGAACGGUGUGGCAAGAAAGAGCUAGUGUGGUUAGCUAGGAUUGCUACUUAAAGACCUCUUAAAGAUCUCUUUUUUGUUGUUGUUGUAGAAGCUGAUCUAUUUCAAAAGAGGAGGUGACUCAAGUUUUUUGUUUAUUUUUUCGCACCUCCAAUAAUGUUGCUGUAAAAAAAAAAAAAAAGAAGAAAAAAAAACAUACUGGAAGAGAAAAGAAAUGGGUCAUAGCUAUACUAACUUCUUGAAUAAUACUUUUAGGCUUUCAGUGAAUAGAUGUCAGGGGUUUCUUGAGACUUGGGCGGACAGGAGUGUAAAUAUUAAUUGAGGAGGGAACAUCCUGCUACCUUCACAGUCACAAAAUGUGGAGAGCUUUUUAAAAAACAAAAAAAACAAUAGUACGUAUCUUUUUUUUUGCACUGCGUAUAUCUUAAGUAAUUUAUUGUUUUUAGCGUUUCAAAUUGAAGGCCUUCUAUUUUAACCCUUCUGGUCCUAUUAGCCACACAGCAUGACUAAAGUUAAUCCGAAUGUACCUUUUAAACUAAUGUCAAAGAUAGCUAUGAGGUUUACUUUGUUAAAGCUUUCAACCAAUGAAUAUCAUAUCACGUCUUUUAAUCUACUUUACAUACUUAGACGUUUUUAAAGAAGCAUAUCUACAAAUUAGAUUGCUCAGACAAAGUUUAGCUGAAAUGGGUCAAACCUGUAAUUGACUGCGUUACAAAGUUUGGAAACACAAUUCUAGUAAUAUCUUUUAAUUAACGGUACUCACCCUGCCCUUUAUGGGUAUUAUUUUGUACUUAUUGAUGUGAAGGUAGCAGUUGUUUUAUUUUUCUGUCUAAUGGUUAAUUUAAAUCUGACGCCACUGAAAAAAGUGAUUUAUUAUUGUGUGAAUAAUGUACAAAUACUGAAAGGAAAGCAAACUUUGGGUUUGAAACUGAGCCGGUCUUGACCAAGACCAAGCGAGUGUCUGGACUGCUGACUCUUCUGGGUUUGGACAGGCUUAGUAUUGGGAUGCUCUCUGCGUGUAUAUUGGUUUGUUAAUGGGAGAGCUGGGAGAGGCACAACCAAUUAGAAAUCCCUCUCAAGACAUUGUUCUCAUUCAAUUCAUUGCUUAACAUACUGUCAGUUUAUGUAUUCAAUGGGUAUUUUCGCAGAAUCACAGGAUAGUAGCAUUUGUGUUAAUUUAAUGUGGGUCUUCUAAUGAUAGCUUUCCAUGUUGUUCUCACUGACUGAAAUUCAGUUUGUUUGAUUUCAUUUGCAAUUUUUUAAACUUACAGUAGGCAAAUCUUCUUCUUUUUUUCCAGAUGUGUUUCACUACAUUAUUCAUGCAGUGUUUUUAUUCUUUGGUCUUGAGUUCUCUUUGGGGGGAAUUUACUUGCAAAUAGGUCGGAGGGAAAGGGUCAAAGGUCCCAGGGUUAAGGGGUAGAGCUCACACAAGACUGUAACUAGUGAAUUUGUACAACCAAAGAAGUCUAUUUUGUGGUUCAGGAAUAAUAAAUUUUACUUUUCAUUUAAGAAGCUGA